GUUCCAUCGGGAUUUUUAGCGACGAAAAUCAAAAGCCGGAUCCGACGAUCUUCUUCUCCGGCCACCACACCGUCGGGUUUCCAGCAAAAAAGAAAGAUUGUUUUCUCGAUCAAGAGCAUUUUUUUCAGCGGAAGUCCAACAGAAAUAUUUACCGACGGCGGAUGACCUGAAUUUCCACAAUCCCUGCCUCCGGCGGCGACGACUACCAACAAGACUUCCUCUCUCCACUAAUCGAAUUUCACCGAAGCCACGAGAAUGGGGUCGGAUAACAACACCGGAAUGGAGCGGAGGCUACUCGUGUCCCCGAAGUCACGAUCGGACGGCGGCGACGAGUCCUCCGCCGCCGGCGACGGCGCCCUGACGUGGAGCGUGUUCAUCCAGGAGCUGAAGCGGCUGGGCUACAUAGCCGGGCCGAUGGUGGCGGUGAAUCUCUCCCAGUACCUCCUCCAGGUGAUUUCCCUGAUGAUGGUUGGACACUUGGGGGAGCUGGAGCUCUCCAGCACCGCCAUAGCCGUUUCUCUCUCCAGCGUCACCGGUUUCAGCGUCCUCCUAGGAAUGUCAAGUGCACUGGAAACUUUGUGUGGGCAAGCAUUUGGAGCCGGGCAAUAUCGAAUAGUUGGAACUCAAACUUACACUGCCAUCUUCUGCUUACUACUGGUCUGCGUUCCCCUGUCCAUCCUGUGGGUCUACAUGGAGAAGAUACUGCUUCUCGUAGGGCAAGAUCCCGCCAUAUCGCACGAUGCUGGGAAAUUCCAGAUGUGGCUCAUACCUUGUCUCUUCUCUUACGCAAUGUCUCAGCCCAUCGUUCGGUACCUCCAAGCACAAAGCUUGAUCGUCCCCAUGCUUAUAACUGCUGUGGUUACCCUUUGUUUCCAUGUUCCUGUCUGCUGGGCUCUAGUGUUCAGGACUAGGCUGCAGUACUUGGGAGCAGCAUUGGCAAUGUGUUUGUCGAAUUGGCUGAGCUUUGCUACGCUUGCACUCUAUUUCAAGUUCUCCCCUUCCUGUGCCAAAACUAGGGUCCCCAUUUCGAUGGACUUGUUCCAUGGCAUUGGCGAGUUCUUUCGCUUUGCCAUCCCUUCAGCAGUAAUGAUCUGCCUGGAGUGGUGGUCGUUUGAGCUUCUGGUUCUGCUUUCGGGCCUCCUGCCAAAUCCUGCACUUGAAACUUCGGUCCUAUCAGUCUGUCUCACAACAAUUGCAACCUUUUACUCAAUACCAUAUGGACUUGGUGCUGCAGCAAGCACUAGAGUCUCAAAUGAGCUAGGCAGGGGCAAACCAGAGCUGGCACGUAUAGCAGUACGUUCAGUGAUGUCUGUAGCAGUGGCCGAGGCGCUUCUAGUGAGCAUUACCCUCUUUGCAUGCCGUCAUGUCUUUGGUUACAGCUUCAGCAAUGAAAAGGAAGUGAUAGACUAUGUCACAAGGAUGGCUCCCCUGAUUUGCUUGUCAGUUAUAAUGGACAGUUUGCAAGGGGUUCUCUCAGGAAUUGCAAGAGGUUGUGGAUGGCAGCACAUAGGAGCUUACAUCAACCUCGGCGCAUUCUAUCUCUGCGGCAUUCCUGUUGGCGUUCUAUUGGGUUUCAGGACAAACAUGAGAGGGAUGGGACUUUGGAUUGGAGUUCAAGUUGGUGCAUUUACACAAACGCUUCUGCUCUUCAUCGUUACAAUAUGCACCAACUGGGAAAAACAGGCAUCCGCAGCCGACGAUGAUAAUGACGACGCCGCCGACGGAUGGGUCUCCGGCGGCGGCGGCGGGACGGCGGCGAUGACGUCGAGGGUGUUGUUGGACGAGCUGAAACGAGUAGGUUACCUAGCCGGUCCGAUGGUGGCCGUGAAUAUGUCGCAGUAUUUGAUUCAGUUCAUAUCUCUGAUGAUGGUGGGACAUCUGAGCGAGCUCGAACUCUCCGCCACCGCCAUGGCCGUCUCUCUCUUCACCGCUACCGGUGGCAGCGUUCUGAUAGGAAUGUCAAGCGCGCUGGAAACGCUCUGCGGCCAAGCCUACGGCGCCGGACAGUACCGGAAGCUCGGAACCCAAACCUACACGGCCGUCUUCUGCCUCCUCUUAGCCUGCAUCCCCUUAACCCUCCUCUGGCUCAACAUGGAGUCCAUCCUCAUCUUCGUGGGCCAGGACCCAACCAUCUCCCACGAGGUCGGCAAGCUCCAGAUCUGGCUCGUCCCGUCUCUCUUCGCCUACGCGCUGGCCCAGCCCAUUCUCCGCUACCUCCAGGCCCAGAGCCUGGUCGCGCCCAUGCUCACGACAGCUGGCGUCACGGUCUGCUUCCACGUGCCGCUCUGCUGGGGGCUGGUGUUUAAAAGCGGGCUGAGGAACGUCGGGGCGGCGCUGGCCAUGUGUUUGUCGAACUGGCUGAGCUUUGUGAUCCUUGCCUUGUACGUCAAGUGUUCUCCCUCGUGUGCCAAGACUAGGGUUCCGGUGUCGAUGGAGCUGUUUCGGGAUAUCGGUGUGUUCUUUCGAUAUGCCGUCCCUUCCACAGUCAUGAUCUGCUUGGAAUGGUGGUCGUUUGAGCUUGUGGUGCUGCUUUCUGGUCUCUUGCCAAACCCUGAGCUUGAGACCUCAGUCCUCUCAGUAUGUCUAAACACCAUUGCAACUCUAUACUCAAUACCAUUUGGACUAGGUGCUGCGGCCAGCACUAGAGUGUCAAACGAGCUAGGACGUGGCAACCCAGAAGCAGCCCGAGUCUCGGUACGCACCGUCAUGUCCGUGGCAGCGGCCGAGGCGCUCCUCGUAAGCAGCAGCCUCUUCAUGUCCCGCCGCGUCUUCGGCUACAGCUUCAGCGACGAGAAGGAAGUGGUGGACUACGUGACCAAGAUGGCGCCAUUGCUGUGCCUGUCGGUCAUAAUGGACAGCCUUCAGGGUGUUCUUUCGGGUGUAGCCAGAGGUUGUGGAUGGCAGCAUAUUGGUGCUUACAUCAACCUCGGAGCGUUUUAUCUUUGCGGGUUUCCGGUGGGAAUCGUGUUAGGGUUUUGGACGAAUCUGAGAGGGAUGGGGCUGUGGAUUGGCGUGCUGGUUGGCGCGGUUGCGCAGACGGUGUUGUUGUUUGUUGUGACGAUGUGUACCAACUGGGAGAAACAGGCGAGCAAUGCUAGGAAGAUGAUUGUUGAAGGAUAGUGCGUUUGCAGUGAAAACGCUAGCUAGGGUGUUUUUUUUACUUUUGCUGUGAACUAGUAUAUUAGGGUAUUUUUAGAAUGUAACUUAGACUUUUGUAUUUAUAUAUUGUUGAGGAAUAUAUAUGACAAGAAAAGGGGAAACCAUGAAUAUCAAGAAAUAGAUUCCCACAACGUGCCUUUUUGUAGAGGAAUCAGAGGUGACACUGUUAGUAAAC
Messenger RNA from Linum tenue, 3334 nucleotides. The record is from the annotation of a GenBank genome assembly. NCBI's taxonomy places the organism in Eukaryota, Viridiplantae, Streptophyta, Magnoliopsida, Malpighiales, Linaceae.